Molecule: messenger RNA, 1571 nt
Organism: Asparagus officinalis (garden asparagus)
Lineage: Eukaryota; Viridiplantae; Streptophyta; Magnoliopsida; Asparagales; Asparagaceae
Product: cytosolic isocitrate dehydrogenase [NADP]-like
Exons: 16
Coding region: 100-1326 (408 amino acids)
Biological process (GO): isocitrate metabolic process
Cellular component (GO): mitochondrion
Molecular function (GO): magnesium ion binding; isocitrate dehydrogenase (NADP+) activity; NAD binding
Source: RefSeq, a predicted model, not a curated record
UGUUCGGCGCUGCCGUCCCCGUGCUCUCAUUUUCUGCUCUCAUCUUCUGGAAAAAAAAAGAAAGAAAUAAAGAGAGAGAGACAGAGAGGGAGAGGAAAAAUGGCGUUCGAAAAGAUCAAGGUCGCGAAUCCGAUCGUUGAGAUGGAUGGGGAUGAGAUGACCCGAGUCUUUUGGAAAUCAAUUAAAGAUAAGCUUAUUUUUCCCUUCUUGGAUUUGGAUAUAAAGUACUUUGACCUUGGCCUUCCUCAUCGUGAUGCCACCGAAGAUAAAGUUACAGUAGAAAGUGCGGAAGCUACUCUUAAGUAUAAUGUAGCAAUCAAAUGUGCAACAAUAACUCCAGAUGAAGCUCGGAUGGAGGAAUUCAAACUGAAAUCCAUGUGGAAAAGUCCUAAUGGAACAAUCAGAAACAUCUUGAAUGGUACUGUAUUUAGAGAGCCUAUUAUCUGUAAAAACGUCCCCCGGCUUGUACCAGGAUGGACAAAGCCCAUAUGCAUUGGAAGGCAUGCAUUUGGCGAUCAGUACAGAGCAACUGAUUUAGUUGUCAAAGGACCUGGCAAGCUCAAAUUAGUAUUUGAGGGAAAAGAAGAGGAGGUACAAUUAGAGGUUUUCAACUUCACCGGUGCCGGAGGUGUAGCCUUAUCAAUGUACAACACAGACGAGUCUAUCCGUGCCUUUGCUGAGGCUUCGAUGAAUACUGCCUACGAGAAGAAGUGGCCUCUUUAUUUGAGCACAAAAAAUACGAUUCUGAAGAAAUAUGACGGAAGGUUCAAGGACAUAUUCCAGGAAGUUUAUGAAGCUGGAUGGAAAUCCAAGUUUGAGGAUGCUGGAAUAUGGUAUGAACAUCGUCUCAUUGAUGAUAUGGUUGCAUAUGCACUUAAAAGUGAAGGUGGCUACGUAUGGGCUUGCAAGAACUAUGACGGAGAUGUCCAGAGUGAUUUCUUAGCUCAAGGUUUUGGAUCUCUAGGCUUGAUGACGUCAGUACUGGUUUGUCCUGAUGGAAAAACAAUUGAAGCUGAAGCAGCUCAUGGAACAGUAACCCGACACUACAGGGUCCACCAAAAAGGAGGCGAAACUAGUACGAAUAGCAUAGCUUCAAUCUUUGCAUGGUCUCGAGGGCUUGCACACAGAGCCAAGCUAGAUGACAAUGCUAGAUUGCUUGAUUUCACUCAAAAACUUGAAGCUUCUUGCAUUGGAACUGUGGAGUCUGGGAAGAUGACCAAAGAUCUUGCCCUCCUCAUUCAUGGAUCCAAGGUGACCCGUGAUCAGUAUCUGAAUACUGAGGAGUUCAUUGAUGCUGUUGCCGCAGAGCUUAGAGCAAGACUCUGAGCAAAGAGGUGUGAGCGGCAUUAGGAUGUGAUGAAGAGGCAUUUUUACUAAAAUAAGAAAAGUUUUUCCCUUUGCCAUCAUUGUUUGAGGUGAACUCAAAUAUUUUAAAGAAUUUUGUACUUGUGCGAAUGCAAGUUGAGAACACUUUUCAUUUUCAUCUAUUGAGACCUGUAGCAUUGGGUUCUUGUGGUACUUUGUGUAUGCCAUUUGAUCAAUGAUUUUUCUUGGAUGAAGUUUGCUGCCUA